Caenorhabditis sp. 36 PRJEB53466 is the source of this 1071-nucleotide messenger RNA. NCBI's taxonomy places the organism in Eukaryota, Metazoa, Nematoda, Chromadorea, Rhabditida, Rhabditidae. The record is from the annotation of a GenBank genome assembly.
AUGCCGCCAAAAACCAGAAAGGCGAAGAAGAAAGUCGAAGAGGAUGAGGUUUUGAACACGAACAUUUCGUUUUUAAAGCAAUUUUCAGGAGAUUUUGGAAGAAGUGAAGCCGGCGAAACUUCCGGAAAGCGACGAGAGUUAUGCUCGGAAAAUUGUCGUUUCCAAAUGUAAUUUCAGCAAACAUUCCAGAAGUUUUGUGUUUUUAUUUUCAGCGAACACCCUUCCAAACAGUCGGAUUAUCAAAUUGAGACAUCCGAAAGAGGGAUGCGCUCUCUUUCACAUCUCCGAAAACUCUUUCGAUGAGGUAAGCCUUUGGGUCCCGCCACGAAAUCGCAUUCUUCCGCAGAUUCUCGCCGUAAACGACGGUCACCGCUCGUUUUUCUACGGAGAAAGUGUGCUGGAGGACGGCACAAUCCACCUCUUCUCGCCCUACAAUCCCGUGUUCGUCUGCCUUCCGUACCUCCAGAAAACGGCCGGAAAAUUCGUGGAAGUCGAUGAGAUUCUCGUCGACGAACAAUUCGAACUCAUCAAGGAGUUGACGACCAAUCAACGAAUUCUGAAGGCGUUGGAAGGCGUCGCCGACGUCAAAGGUAUUCUGGAGUGAAAGAAUUAAAGAGAAUGAGGAUUUCAGAUGUGAUGGAUGUGAAACUGUUCCGAUUGAACGAACAGAAAAUGAUGGAAUGGAUGGGCAAAAAGUUUGAAGCGCUCAAAAAGGAACUGGAAAAGGAAGCACACCGGUCACUGAUCGAAUGUCGUGAGUAAAAAGAAAAACUGACUGGAAACCUAUUCCUUCCCGUUUCAGCCGACGCCUUCGACCGCUACGUCUUCUCGUUCCUCUGCGAUUACCUGCCCUCCGACCUGACGGCGUCCGUCCGAACGCAUCUGAACGUCCAAGAAGCGGUCGCCACCGAAAACAUCGACAUGAGCAUGAAAAGGAAGACAACGGAGGAGGAUGAGUACGAAAAGGAGAAGCCGGCGGCGAAGAAACCGAGAGAAUCGGUUCAGACGAAGAAGUUGCAGGCGGCCUCGAAGGGCACCAAGAGCAUCUCCUCCUUUUUCACUAAACAAUGA